This is a messenger RNA of Diorhabda carinulata, 9751 nucleotides long. Its product is annotated as ankyrin repeat and KH domain-containing protein 1-like. The transcript has 26 exons. Gene Ontology annotation, biological process: innate immune response. Gene Ontology annotation, molecular function: RNA binding; protein binding. Gene Ontology annotation, cellular component: cytoplasm. NCBI's taxonomy places the organism in Eukaryota, Metazoa, Arthropoda, Insecta, Coleoptera, Chrysomelidae. The record is from RefSeq and is a predicted model, not a curated record. Bases 176 to 8938 code for a protein of 2920 amino acids.
AGAUCGGUGUGGGAAUGUGGAAUACGGAACUUGAUUUUCAGAUCGGCCAUAGUAGAAAAUGGCGAACACGAAGAAAUUUCUGUGAACGAAUGUGAUUGCAUAUAGUGCGCGUAUACUGUAUUUUAUUAUAGAAUUGAUAUAUUUUUAACGUUCAUAGUCGUAUUGAAAUGCCAAAAUGCAGAAUGUUUCGCAAGAAUCCUCUACAGAUAAUCCUAAAAUAGAUAAAGUGACUGUUCUCCACGAACUAGGGAACUCAUCGUCUACUCCCCAAUCGACGACAUCUAAUUCAAGUCCAGCUAAAUCAGAAACAGAAACGUAUUCUGAACAUCGCAGAUAUAUGUCAGAAACAUCUGAAAGUGAGGAAGAUAGUGUUUCAGAGGUGGAAUCAUUUAUGAUCGAUCAAGAGUUCGAGGACGAUCCCCAAGUAGAGGCGGCCAAAUUUCUUUUGAAUCCGGACGAAGAUCGAGCCGUCGAUCCGGAAACGCAAGCUAGAUUAGAACAACUGUUACAAGCGGCCGGUAUUGGUCAAUUGGCGGCGAAGGAUGGUAAACAUUUAGGGGAUCCGGAAGUACUUCGCCGGUUAACGUCGAGCGUAAGUUGCGCGUUAGACGAAGCCGCGGCGGCUUUAACGCGCAUGCGUUCGGAUAAUCCGCCGAAUAGAUCUGGUAACGGUACCGCGGCGUCUUUAACGUCUUCUUCCAAUAUAAAUAAUAGUCAGAACGGUCAGGUACAGCAACAACUGCAACAACAACCGGAAAAAACUUCGUUGGUGGAGGCUUGUACCGAUGGAGAUGUGCGAACCGUAAGGAAAUUGCUUACCGAAGGGAGAUCGGUGCACGAAACGUCGGAGGAAGGCGAAAGUUUGUUAUCGUUGGCGUGUAGUGCAGGAUAUUUUGAACUUGCGCAGGUACUUUUGGCGAUGCACGCCAACGUAGAAGACAGGGGCAUCAAAGGGGAAUGUACCCCUCUGAUGGAGGCGGCUUCCGCCGGUCACCUCGACAUAGUUAGACUGUUGGUGGCGCACGGUGCGGACGUCAACGCUCAAUCUACGUCGGGUAAUACUCCUUUGAUGUACGGUUGCGCGGGCGGUCACACCGAAGUGGUGAAAUUCCUAUUGGAAAACGGCGCCAACGUCGAAGAUCACAACGAAAACGGUCACACGCCUCUUAUGGAAGCCGCCAGCGCCGGUCACGUGGGUCUUGCGAAAAUAUUGUUGAGCCACGGCGCCGGCAUCAACACGCAUUCCAACGAAUUCAAAGAAUCCGCCCUUACGUUAGCUUGCUACAAGGGCCACCUGGACAUGGUGCGGUUCCUUUUGGAAGCCGGCGCCGAUCAGGAGCACAAGACCGACGAAAUGCAUACGGCUCUGAUGGAGGCGUCGAUGGACGGACAUGUCGAGGUGGCCAGGUUACUUUUGGAUUCGGGGGCGCAGGUCAACAUGCCUACGGAUAGUUUCGAAUCGCCUUUGACUCUAGCGGCUUGCGGUGGUCACGUGGAUCUGGCGAUGUUGUUGAUCGAAAGGGGGGCCAAUAUCGAGGAGGUUAACGACGAAGGGUAUACGCCGCUCAUGGAGGCCGCCAGAGAAGGGCACGAAGAAAUGGUACAUCUUUUGUUAGGGCAAGACAUUAAUUCAGGUGCGAACAUAAACGCUCAGACCGACGAGACACAAGAAACGGCGUUAACUUUAGCCUGUUGCGGUGGUUUUAUGGAAGUGGCGGAUAUUUUAUUGAAAGGUGGAGCAGAUAUCGAAUUAGGAGCGUCGACGCCGUUGAUGGAAGCGGCCCAAGAGGGUCAUUUGGAUCUAGUGCGAUUCCUUUUAGAGAACGGAGCCAACGUGCACGCCCAAACCCAAACCGGCGAUACAGCAUUGACGUACGCUUGCGAAAACGGACACACCGACGUCGCCGAUCUGUUAUUACAAUACGGAGCCGAUCUAGAACACGAAUCGGAAGGCGGCAGAACCCCUUUAAUGAAAGCCUGUCGCGCCGGGCACAUGUGUACCGUACAAUUCCUCAUAUCCAAAGGAGCCAACGUUAGACGACAAACGACUAAUAACGAUCACACUCCGCUUUCGUUGGCCUGCGCCGGCGGCCAUUUGCCCGUCGUCGAACUUUUGUUGAGCCACAACGCCGAUCCUAACCACAAAUUGAAAGACAAUUCCACUAUGUUGAUAGAAGCCGCUAAAGGGGGACACACCAACGUCGUACAAUUACUACUCGAUUACCCGCAUUCGAUGCAACCGAUGCUGCUCAAUCAAGGCUCCACGGCGGCUACUAAUCUCUCGAUGUUACCGGGACAAGUGGGCGGUAGUCGAGAUUCUCCUUUACCUCCCGGUACUUUACCGACGAAUCUACCGAAUCAACCGAUAAAUUUUUUCCAAUCGCCCACAGCCGUUUUACAAGAAGUACCCGAUGCCGUUCGUAUAGUUCAACAGGAAGACACCGUGAAUCCGCCGAUCGACGUCAACAAACAAGUUCAACCCAUCAGAAAUUCCGAUCAACCGAAAGUCACCGUUGGCAGAAAAAUUUUACCGAAAAGUCGAUCUUCCGGUACGGUUUUCGACGGUAAUCUCACGUCGGCGGAAGCGCAACAGGUACGGACGCAGCCCCUCGAAUUCGAAGACGAGGUGUUUAUGGCGAACGCGGCGGCGGUAGAUUUCUUAAAUAAGGACGAAACCAACAGUUCGCUCAUAGAUUUUAUCAAAAAUAGAAAGAAACAAUUUAACGGUAACAACGCGGAGGAGGGAUCCAGUCAGAAACAACAGAUCCUCGAGGAAUUACACCGAGUGGAAAGGGAUUUGCACGGCAAGACUCAGGUCCACAAUCACGUAUUCCAGUACGGUAUAUCUCAAGAACAAUGUCCUACAGCUACCAAUACUACACUGCCCCACAUGUUGAACAUCGACAUAGCCAUGCAACAACAGAAACAACAAGGUAUGUUAACUGGUACUCUAUUUCCGGGACAAAACCUUCAAGUACCCAACGCGUUUUACGGACAGACCGUCGCCGGUACUCAAUGCCUGCAAGCCGGCGUAGCCUCCAAACUUCAAACGGGUACCGAACAAUCAACGCCAGCGGCAGUUACCUUCGUUCAACAAAAUACUAAACAACCUAAUCCUCAAUCCUCGCAACAACCCCAACAACAACAACCCUAUUAUUUCGCGACGACGCCCGCUUCGGUUGCCGUCAGUUUAGCCACUGCCAGUGCCGCUGUAGUCAGCAACGGCACUAUUCAACCAGUCACUACCGUUUCGACAACCAAUCAGCAGACGGUAGCCGUUGCGUCGGCGCAGAUGAAAUAUCAGGGUGUUACGUCUCACGCCGAAGUUAGUCAGAAUACAGCUAUAAGCGAUCGACCGAAAGCCAAACCAGUCUCGAAGAAGGAAGGUAAGAAUCUGCGUAAACAACAGACCGCUUUACAACAGCAACAGCAGCAGAUUAUACAACAGCAACAACAACAAAUGCAAAAUUUUCAACCGAAUCUUUACGCUCAACAACCGACUCAGAUUUUCGGACAGUUACAACUGCAACCAUCGCAGCAGCAGCAGCAGCAACAACAACAACAACAACAGUUGCAAGUGCAGCAACAACAGUUCCAACAUCAAGAUUCUAAUAAGAACGUUCAACAACAGGAAAUUUUGAACGUUCAAGGUUUGGAUUUGGCGUCGAUUAGCGAAGACACUGUCAUAUUGAAAAAUGACAACCACGAAAAUUUUUUAACCGCUUCAAUUUUACAACAAUUUCAUAACAACUCGAUGCCGGCUAUUAGAGCGACUUUUGUCGGUUCGCCUCAAAAAACUCGACUCGAACUGUACGAUCAUACGGAGGACGGUAAUAAAGUUACCAAACUAGAACUAUCCGAUACGAAUCUUCCUACGGUCGAAGAAGUCGUCCAACAACUAGAAUCUUUUAAUACGACCGAAGUUAGCGAACAGAAUAUAUCGCAACAUAAUUUGCAGGUACAACCGUAUCCGAGCGCCCUUGACGAAUCUAUGAUAGCUUCGUUAGCCGCCCAACAAGAUUUACCGACUCAAACCGAUCUAUCCCGAGUGGAAUAUUUCGCCGUACCGACGAACGGGACUCAAGUGCCGGUACACGCCCUAUGUCCGUUCGAUCAACUGUACCAAGCCGGUUUUCAGGCGGGCUACAGUCUGAUGCAACAACAAUUGGCCUGUCCGAGCGAUUCGACCGUACCGACUUCGGUUGGUCCGGUAGCCGGUACUUCGACCCAACAAUACAUUUCACCUCAACAACAACAACAACAACCGGUUUGUACGAUCGCGGCCGCGGCAGUAGCCCAAACCCCCUGUACUCACGCCAAUGGAGGCGCCACUACCGUUUCGUUACAACACUGUCAGAUACCUUGCAGCCAACACCAACAGACCAAUCAAGUACAGGCCGCUACGCAAACGGCGCAAGCUGAUAACAAGAAAAUUAUCAAAACCGGCGGCGGGGAUAAUAUCAAAUUCAAAAAGGGCAGGGUGUUGCGGCAUCAGAAUCAAGUACAGAACACCGGAACUUUCCCUCCCAGUCAGAAUUAUCAAAUCGAUCAUAAUUCAGCUAUAACCCAAUACAGCACCAGUCAACAACAAAGUCCGAAUCCGGUGAUUCCCCCUUGCAUGGAUGUCGAUUCGGAAACGGAAAGUAACCACGAUACGGCUCUGACGUUAGCUUGUGCCGGCGGUCACGAAGAAUUGGUGGAGUUGUUGAUAAGUCGGGGGGCGGAUAUAGAACAUCGUGACAAAAAGGGUUUUACGCCACUGAUUUUGGCCGCUACGGCGGGUCACGAAAAAGUCGUUGAGAUAUUGUUGAAUCACAACGCGGACAUCGAGGCCCAAUCGGAAAGGACGAAAGAUACUCCGUUGAGUUUGGCAUGUUCGGGAGGUCGGUACGAAGUCGUCGAAUUGUUGUUGAACAGAAAUGCGAACAAGGAACAUAGGAACGUUUCCGAUUAUACACCGUUGAGUUUGGCCGCUUCUGGCGGUUACGUCAAUAUCAUCAAGUUGCUGUUAAGUCACGGCGCGGAAAUUAAUUCGCGCACAGGUUCGAAAUUGGGUAUUUCGCCGUUGAUGUUGGCUGCGAUGAACGGUCAUACGGCGGCGGUUAAACUUUUAUUAGAUAUGGGUAGCGAUAUCAAUGCUCAGAUUGAGACCAAUAGGAAUACAGCUUUGACUUUGGCGUGUUUUCAAGGGAGGCACGAGGUCGUUAGUUUGUUGCUAGAUAGAAAAGCGAACGUCGAACAUAGGGCAAAGACUGGUCUGACGCCGCUCAUGGAAGCGGCUAGCGGCGGUUACGUCGAAGUAGGAAGGGUGUUGGUGGAUAAAGGGGCGGACGUGAACGCCGCUCCGGUGCCGUCUUCGCGCGAUACCGCCCUCACCAUAGCCGCCGAUAAGGGCCAUCUGCGAUUCGUCGAAAUGCUCUUGGGCAAAUUGGCGCAAAUCGAAGUGAAAAAUAAAAAAGGCAACUCUCCGAUAUGGUUAGCGGCGAACGGCGGUCAUUUGGCCGUCGUCGAAAUGCUUUUUAGUAAAGGAGCCAACGUGGAUUCCCAGGAUAACAGAAAAGUUUCCUGCCUGAUGGCGGCGUUCCGUAAAGGUCACGUGAAAGUCGUCAAAUGGAUGGUGCAUCACGUAACGCAAUUUCCCAGUGAUCAAGAGAUGAUGCGAUACACGGCGACGUUGAACGAUAAAGAACUGAUGGAAAAAUGCCAGGAAUGCGUCAAGAUAAUAAGGGCCGCCAAAGAAACGCAAGCCGCCAAAGCCAACAAAAACGCUUCGAUUCUAUUGGAGGAAUUGGAAACGGAAAAAACGCGCGAGGAAUCCAAGCGAUUGGCGGCCGCCAGAAGACGGGAACGCAAAAAGAAGAAGAAAUUGGAAAAGAAAGAAGAGCGUCGAAAACUUUUGGAAGAAAAUAAGAAGAACGAGAAUUACGACGAAAAGACCGAUCGGAAGGACGACGAUAAAGUUGAAGAAGAAGAAAAUAACGUCGCCGACGCUAAUCCAGUUAAUCGAGAUACAAACGAUAAAGAAGAAGGCGAUAGCGGCAUAGAUGCCAACAGUCAAGGUAGUUGUUCGAGCGCCGAUCUAAAAUCGAAGGAUAAACGUAAAGAAAAAAAGAAGAAGAAGAAUAAUAUGAAGACUAAUGAUCGCUCCAAGGCGGGUUCAAGCAAAAGUACGGAAAAGAAAACUAACGACGUUUCGGAACACGAAACGCACGAUAAGAACGACAAAAGUCAAGACGGUAAGAACAAACAGAAUUCCAACUCUAGAAAAAUGACCGUUUACAAUCAAUUGAAAUCGCCGGCGGACAGAGACGAUUUCGAAGCGACAGGCAACGAAAUUUACGUUUCGACGAAAAAGACCAACAAAUACGAAGAACCGCCGCAAGGGGGCAACAAAAGUACCAGCCCCAAGCAGUCGAAUAAACGAGAAGAAGGUUGGAAGGAGGUGGUGAGGAAAUCUUCAGUUCAAACGUUGACGUCGUCCGAAUCCGGUGUCAAGAAGGUCUCCGUCCCCUUGAACGCCAUUUCUAGGGUGAUAGGUAGAGGCGGUAGCAACAUUAACGCGAUCCGAGGAGCUACCGGAGCUCAUAUAGAAGUGGAAAAACAGAGUAAAGGACAAGGGGAAAGGAUUAUUACAAUCAAGGGUUCUGCUGAUGCGACCAAACAGGCUCAUAAUUUGAUCGCUACACUUAUCAAAGAUCCCGACGUUGAUAUUUUAUCGAUGUUGCCUAAAACGAACAAGGUCGUUACGACUACCACUACGCUCUGGGAUAAAACGCAGAUAGGAACGAAGAAAAACGCCGGUAAGAUCGCGGUUGUAAGUUCAACGACUACUUCGGUCACGCAUCCAAAAGUAACCCAAAUCGUAGCCACUUCGACCAUUUCCGCCAGCAGAUUUUCAACUACCGCUACAACAAAACCUCGCAGCGCAAAUACCGCUACACCUUUACGACCGACUGCACCGAGAUUAGUCGCUCAAGCGGAAAAGAACGCCGCGGCAGCUGCGGCCGCCGCCGCGGCAGCUCAAGCCCAUAACCAAAGCACUCGAUCCACUAUAACACAUCCGACGUCUUCAACUAUAAGGCCGUUGACGUCGAAAGUGAUAGCGUCGUCGUCGGUAAAUCAAACUUUCGCCGCCAAAUUAACCGAAACGUCGUCGUCGAGUCUGUUGAUGAUAAAUACCAAUCACAGCUUAACGACGAGCAAAUCGCGAGUAUUGGGCGUACCGCAAUCGACGAUCGGUCCGGUUUCGCCCCAAUUACCGCCCUCCUCCAAUUCGGCGAAUACUCAAUCUUCGCCGAAUAGAAAUUCGAGACCGGCUCCGACGGCUUCGGCGCCUCCCAAUAUGCAACAUUUCCAAAGUCCCGGUAAAGUAGCUCCGAUAUUUUCCGCCGCCGCCGCUCACGCCAACAACAACUCUUUGAACAUGGAAACGAUCUCGGGCGGUAUGAGAAGCUCCACGCCGAACGGCGCGUUACAUUUAAACGCGUCCAUAUCUCAAGCGAUGAUCCAAGACGAAACACCAAAUUUACAACCGACGUCGGAAUAUUCACUAUUUUACGCGGGCGGCGAUCAUUGGAAUCGCAGAGAACAAGAAUCUCAGAAACCGAUUAAUUUCGCCGCCGUUACGGGCGGUUCCAAUGCCCAAUCGAACGCCCAACAAAAAUUCAUCGAUCAAGAACCGCCUCCUCAAGUGGAUGCUUCCAAAGCGCCGGGAUACAGGGGUGCGGCGGUAUGUUCGCCGGUUUCGUCGAAAACUAGCAGCAACAGCACAACUCCACCUAAUAUAUCGACUAAUAAUUAUAGUUAUCAAGAGCAAACCAAACCGCAAAAUCCGUUGCCGCCGAUAGGUAGCAACGUUGCGCAUAACAGACAACCGAAUGCUCAAACGAACGCCGAUAUUUUUGGAGAUUUUCUGAAACACGGCGGCGGCGGCGGCGGAUCGGGAGCCGGCAACAACAUUCCAAAUAUGUUAAAUUUAUCCAACGACGGUCAUUUGUUGCAAUCCACUUAUAAUCCGAUGCCGAAUAUGAAUUUUUCCCAACCUCAACAGCAACAGCAUCAACAACAGACCGCCAGCAUGUCACGCCUUAAUCCGAAAGCUCCCGAAUAUUCCAGCUACAACGUGCAACAACAAAACAAACAACAACAACAAUCACAGUCACCGCACAUUUAUAACGGUUACCAAAACAACAUAUAUAUGCAAAAACAACCGCAAUCGCAACAGCAACAACAGCAACAGCAGCAGCAGCAACAACAGCAACAAGCGGGAGUCGAUAAUUAUCAUCGAACCGCCGGCGCAGUUGGCGGUUUGAAUACGUCUCAGAAUCGCAGCAUGUGGAUGCCGAUGCAACCGCCGUUCGCGCACCAAUCGGAAUUGAUCAGCGGCCUAGCCGGUAUCACUCUGCAAAGUCUCGCCAAUAUGGCCGGAAACGAAGUACUAGAAAAUGGCGGCGAAUUGGGUAUGGUCAAUAAUUCGCCAAAUAUGUCGCCGAAUAUGCCUCCGGUGCCGCACGGUUAUCAUCCUGACAACUUAUACGGAAUGGAGGACAGGAAACCACCUCAACCGAUCGGUACGGGAAGAAAAGCCUUCGCCUCCCAAAUGGAAAAUUGGAGAUCGAACGAUAAAACCGAUAAAUGGGCGUUGGGAAAUAACGCGGAAUUUUCCUUGAGAAACCCGCAGAUGUAUCAAGAAGAUUUGGCGCCUAUUGAAUUUACGCGUUCGAUGCCGCCGUUAGAAGCCCCACACGGUUUCAUAAACGGUCCGCAGUAUUACAAUCAACCGCCGAUGAAUGUUGCAGCCGCCGCCGCCGCCGUCGCUAUGCGUCAGGAUUUCAUGCAGGACAUCUCGAAAUUGGACCUUUCCACUUGGGAUAACAACCCGAGACAAAUUCCCGAAUUGCAGGAUAAACAACACGGUUGGAACAAGUGGAACCAGUAACCUUACAAGAAACACACACAUUGAAACUAUAAGCGUAUUUUAAUUAAGUCUAAAAAACCGAAAUUUAGCUUUUCUCUCUUUCUCUCUAUGUAACUUUUUAUUUUCAAUACCGAGUUUUAUUGCAGUAGAUUCUAGAUCUAGUUUCCUUCAACUUUAUACAAACUUUAUUUUUUUUUUGUUGGUUAUGGUAUAAUCGGAUCGUAUUUUGACCCAAUAUACAGGUCGAAAUAUUUUAUCGAGACUUUAUAUUAUAAUAUACAUAUAUAUAUGAAAAAGCAGUUUUUGCGUAUGUCGGUGUAAAUAUUUAAACAAACAAAAAACAACAACAGAUCUUUCACUGGUAGAUGUUUUGCAUGAUGGUUUUUUGAAUGAUUCUUCUUCUUUUUUUUUUUCAAAUAACCGCUUAUAGUUUAAUUAUCGUUUUCUUUUCGAUUUUUGGAAAAUGAGACGACAUUACGUCGACUUGGAAAACAUAGACAUUAAUUUAAUGAAAAAAAUAUAAUAAAUAAUUAUGUAAACCGUAGUAGUUGCGCAAAUUAAUUAUAUAUAUAUAAAAAAAUUUUUUUUGAGGGAUCGGCGAUUAAGAGACGAGUAUAAACCUGUGACUGUUCUCUUAUCGAAUAUAUUUUUUUCCUACUUGUAUAAGUUUUUGCCGUCAUUAUAGAAAAAAAAAUGAGAAUUGUUGCGCGACAAACACUAAUUUGCGCGCGCCCCCCCGUAUCUUGCUGAUAAAUUGUAGGACUAUUAAUUAUACGGAUUAUUAUGUAAUAUUUGCUUGUACAUGAAGACUUAAAUAUAUCUUUAUGCACUGUA